AGUGUACUGCGCGGGAGUGUGGUUCGUGGUCGAUGUAUACUAAUUAGUGACAGUGCUAGUGAAUUAUGAAAUUAACGGUAACAAUACUUCUCCUGGUGGCUGCAAGCCACGCCGCCGAACCGCCCUACAGGGGGAAGCAGAAUGCGAGGGAUUCCCAGAAAACAGAGAAGAGGGAGUUAGAAGAAGGAAGCGGGAGUGUGGACAAGAGAGCGCCAUCAAUAUCAACUGUGGCUCCAUCUCCUACUCCUGGAAUUGAAUACGCAGACUCAAAAGAAUCACAGCAGGACAAGUCCCCAGCACAACAAGUGUACGCGACGCCCGCGCCCCAAAUCGCCAAAAUCUCGGACGUGCUGACUGGACAGGGACCCUUCCAGGCCGCGAUUGCCAGCCACCUCUACUCCCCAAUAUCUGUCUACCAGGCAAGGCUUGGCGCACCAACAACAUACGAAAUAUCUCCACCGAUUCCGUCUCAACUAGCAUACUCUGAGCAUAAAAUAACUUACCAGCCACAGCCCAAUGCCAUAUCAGUGGCCUCCCCAGCGCCACCCGUAAAAGUGCUGCCCAAUUAUCAACCGGCUUAUCAACAACAAUUCUUAGUUCAGCCUCAACUUCUCCCACAACCUCAGCCUUUAUCGCAACCUCAGCAUUUAGUGCAACAUCAACCUUUAGUACAACCACAACCUUUGGCACAACCUCAGCAAAUUCAUCAAUUGCCUCAUCCCCAACAAUUUUUGCAACAAAUUCCUCAAAAUUAUCAACCUCAAUUUAUUCAGUAUGUUCAGGGCCCUCCAGUGCCAUACCAAGCUCCAGGCCUUGCGUAUAUUAGAAACCAAAUACAACUCCCCUAUCUUCAAGCUCCACAACAUUUGAUCCCCAUUCCUGUACAAAUCCCACCACCUGGAUUCUUUUAUGCUCAAAACCCAAAUCAUGGUCAGCAGAAUUUGCAAAUAAUUCAGAAACCUCAACAAGUGAUUGAGCCACCACACCUACAGCCACAGCUACAGCUGCAGCAACAACAACCGCAACAAGUUAUCGUUAAAGAACAGGAGCUUCAACAGCAGCAACAGAAACCCAACAUUCAAAUACAAUCCAGCCAGCCUCAAGGCGCAGUCAGCUACGCUAGUUUCUCCCAAAGCCAGCCUUCCCCUAGUUACCAAAUUAAACAGCAGCCACCACAGUCUUUCCAGCCUCUACAGUACCAACAACCUCGUGUUACUCUACAAUUGAGAUCCCAACCAUUGAACACCCAAGUUAAGCCAGAAGGGGACGAAAGUCUACAGGCUUCAUCUUCUAAAUCUAUAAGACCUGUUUCGUACUUUAGGCCAGGAGCUAAUCUUCAGCCUGCUCAACAACAACAACUACAGAAACAAGCUCUUCCUCAACAGCAGAGCCUUCCUCAGCAACAGCUUUUACUACCAAAUCCUGGCUUUGCAGGGCCUGCCUUGAACGUGUCUCCAACUUUCCCCCCUGUGCAAUAUUUUGGCAAACACGCACAAAGGAUUUUUGCUAGAUACAGCGUUCAACCUUAA
Molecule: messenger RNA, 1529 nt
Organism: Amyelois transitella
Lineage: Eukaryota; Metazoa; Arthropoda; Insecta; Lepidoptera; Pyralidae
Exons: 6
Coding region: 66-1529 (487 amino acids)
Source: RefSeq, a predicted model, not a curated record